AUGGCCGCCGCCGGCGUGCCAUUCUCCAUCCGGGGGUACGCGGCGCGGGCGCGGGCGGGGGCGGCGGACGAAGGGGGGAGAUGCUGGCCGUUCGCGGGGAAGGCGGGGGCGCUGCCGCCGAUGGAGGUGAGGGGGUUCCGGUGGUGGGAGGACGAGGCCGCCGCGCUGGCCGAGGAGGAAGGGGAGGAGGAGCGGAGGCUGGCGGCCAAGCGGCGGAAGCGCUCCAUCGUCGAGCUCUUCGCCGCCGUGCCCAAGGUCGUCGCCGCCGCCGACGAGGGGCUCGGGAGGGGGAAGCGUGUCAGGAGGAAGCUCGACAAGGGGGACCCGCCGGCGGUCGGGGUUGAGGCGGCGAAGAAGAAGGGGUUCAGGAAGCAGAAGGUUCUAGUUGAGAUCGGCGUCAGAAAAAAAGGGAAAAAUAGCAAGACAAAAGUCACCUCAGCUAGUAUGUCGCAGUUGUUUCAAAAUGCCAUACAAAAGCAGAAGAAAAAAUCUCUUAGCAAGAAAAAAGGAGUUCCAUUGGAAAAGAAAAGCAUGAAGGGAAACAAAACAACAACUUUAAGCAGCCAGAAGACUACAAAGAGUAGCUGUCAUGUUCAAAGCAUUCUUAAGAAACAUUUGAAAACAGGAGUGGGCACACUACUAAAAAACACAGAUGUUAUGUCUCCAUCAAAGUCUUUACUCAAACCAAAGCGUGUUACCUUUUCUGAUGACAAUGACAUACUUGGAAGGACAGACUCCCAACUUGGAGAUGGCACAGAGAAAUCACAGUUGUUACAAACAUCCCAACAACACUACAAGGAUGGUAAAUCUCAGGGAGGUGACAAUCACUGCAGUACAUAUGAACCACAGUUCUCGUAUCAACGAGCAGGUGCUAUCGUGGAUAGUGUUGAGGAGGAUACCAGCUCUACUGUUCUGCUUACUAAAUCAAAAGAGAAAACUAUAUUGGCCAAUCCAGUGGAUCUGAAUCAUUGCUUAGAGAUAUCCAGUAGUGGUAGCUGUUUGAACUCUAUUAAUUCAGCUGUCCUAUCAGGUCAGGUCCUUCCCCAAAACUUUGCUGGUGUGGGCUCUAUUCCGAAUGAAGGCUCAAAUGUUCAUGUUGGAUUUCAAGCAGAAGAAAAUCAUCAUAAAUACCACGGAUCAUCUGUUGGUGCUAGUUUAGCAGUCAAGGCGAGAUCAAGCGAUCUUAUUAGGCGACAACUGCCUGAACCUUCUAGUUCUUGUUUUGUUGCUUCUCUCCGUGUAAAUGAUGGGAACAGAAGCAAAAUGCUUCAGGAAAGGUUGACAGCACUUCAUCCUAGGCUUAUUAGAUCGAAAGACAUGGUGAACAGCAUAAGCUCUUCUGCAGGAUCAAACAAAUCAACCGAUGCACAAACUCCAAAUUGUGUAUCUGCAUGCAGGAACAUGCAUAGUGAAGGCUAUCAGGGGCUUCCUCUUAAUUCACAUGGUGAAUUUGUCAAGCUUCAUCCUAGUGGCACAAUCGAUCCUAAUGGGAUGUUUAAGAGACAAUUUCCGGUAGGGGAUUACGUAAGACCUUCAGCAUUUCCAGCCUUUAUCACACCUGAAACUUGCGUGGAUUAUGCCCAUUUAAAAAGCAGCUAUCAAGGACCACAAUUUUGUGCAGUAGAUACAUUUGAUUUUCAGUCAGAGCCUUAUCAUUCUCCUACAGCAUCAGCUGCAUAUGGUAUGGGUUUCAGACAGUCACCAAGUUCUGAAAGAAUGGAGGUACAUGGUUAUGCAGUUCCUAGCAAUAACGAUCCAUACAGCAACCAGCAAGAGCUUUCAGUGGGAUGCUUUUGCCCUGCAUUCACGGGACAAGGUAAUCAAACACAUAAGCCACUAGAGAUGCAAAAUUGCUUUCCUAGUCAGCAUUAUGAGCAGAACUCCCAGCCAGCUCCUGAAACAACAGUGCGCCUGAUGGGCAAAAACUUCACUCUUGGAACCAGCAGUAACCAAUUCAGAGGUCUAGAUAACAAGAAUCCUUGUCCAAGUAAACAAAGUAGAGAUGAAGAUCAUGGUACGUCCGCAAAAGCUUUUUCUCAGUUGUUUCAUGGUACGCGUGUUGAGCCUCCUAGCACAUUGAGAAAUUCAAAUGGAGGGGUGGAACAUCCAUCACGUUUUUCUUCUGUUCCGGAAGCUGAACUAAGGUGUGGUCUUGAUUCCUAUAGUUUCAGAACAAGUGAUCGCUAUCAACAACCUCAUCUAGCUGUUCAAAAUAAGCUGUAUGUUAACCCAGUGAGCAGGCACAAUGAGUCUGAGCCAUGGCAGCAGCAACUCCAUGUGGAAAACCAUAUUCUUGGUGCUUCUGAACCCCAGCUCCUUGGUACUAUGCACCUCAGACAGAGUAAAACUGCUGCAACAGUGCCAUCUUACAGUCCAAAGCAUAACUUUAGCAACUUAGUGGAAAUAAGGCCAGCACGUUCUCAGUUCGCUUAUUUUCCACGGCAAAACGUAACACAGAGGACUCCAAUAUCAUCUUUUUUGUCUGGUUACGCUGUUCAGAGCAGUCCUGGUUUGACAACUCCAACAAAGUUUACCUCCCUCCGUCCAUUGCCCCCUUCAGUUACAUCUUCUCAUGUUUACAGCAGUGAAGACGCACAGCCUCAUGGAUCUGUUCCUCCAUUUUAUCCAUCAAUUGCCUUGUCUGAUCAGGCAAGCAAAAAUUGUGAUCCUGGUGAUCUCAAAGACAAUAGGAGCAUGCAGCAGACUCCGAUAACAUCAAAUCAUGAUAGUUCUGAACAAUUGAACAGAGGUUUCAAAAGGCCAGCAGUAGAGGAUGAUGUGUUCCUGAAACCAAGAAAAUCUUUCAUAGCAGUAGGAAAGGACCUAAAUCUGUUACCACUUCAAGAAGAAAGGCUGGGAUUGUGUGGGUCUAGACCAGAUGCACAACUGCCUGUUUGUCUCAGCAAAGAUUCUGAAGUGGAUGUUCAACUUUUAAACAACGAUACGCAGAUCGCGUGGUCUGAUUCUGUCAAUCGGGUAAGAACAAUUCUACCUGUUAAGUUGAGAUCUGGAGCGAAGCAUAUACUUGAGCCAGGUGCUAGUCCUACUGCUACCUUGGGCCAAGAGGAGUCAUGGCCUUUGCAUUCGAUUAAAACUUUUGUAGUGGAGGAUGAUGCUCACGCAGUAGGCACAUCAAAGAAGAGAGACGAAGAAAUUUGCAGAGUCUGAAGAAAUUUGUGAGUGAUGAUAAGGAACUUCAUUUGCGGUACAACCUGAAACCAGUGUCGCCGAAAACAAAUCAUAGUUUCGGCUCAUGACAGGUAUGUGCAAAGGAAUACAUGAGAAUUCUCAGGCGUUCACAAGGGGAAAAUGAUGGUAUAUGCAUCAAUGCAUGUGGUAGUUUCUGAGUAUGUUCAUUAUGGACUGCAUUAAUUACUUCACAACAAGCAAUCCUAUGACGAGCAUGCCAGAUAGUAAUGCACUUCAUAUGCCGUGCAGCACUUUUUUCCUCUUGCAUUUCUGUAAUCAAUUUCCUUUCUUGAUCUCUCGUACAAACCUCGUGAAGCCUUCAGGAAACAGAGAAAUGGCCUAAACUAGUUGGGCCGUAUAUGGCCUUUACCUGAAAGGACCACUCGUAUUUAUCAAACAUGUUAUUCUUCACUUGAAUCGGUUGGUCGCAUUGCCUUGCACUCUA
Oryza sativa Japonica Group (Japanese rice) is the source of this 3634-nucleotide messenger RNA. RefSeq lists its product as uncharacterized. The record is from RefSeq and is a predicted model, not a curated record. Lineage: Eukaryota; Viridiplantae; Streptophyta; Magnoliopsida; Poales; Poaceae.